Lycium ferocissimum is the source of this 963-nucleotide messenger RNA. RefSeq lists its product as uncharacterized. Gene Ontology annotation, biological process: regulation of DNA endoreduplication. The transcript has a single exon. The coding region runs from base 48 to 611 and encodes 187 amino acids. The record is from RefSeq and is a predicted model, not a curated record. NCBI's taxonomy places the organism in Eukaryota, Viridiplantae, Streptophyta, Magnoliopsida, Solanales, Solanaceae.
GAUUCUUCUUAAGUGCAUUAUUUUUCUUCUGCCAUCAGCUUUUAAUUAUGUCAAAUUCGGGCCUUUUCCAAGUGAAGGAAGAUGAGAAAAAGAUUAAAUCCAGUGAUGACAUACAACUGCCCACGUCAACAAAUCCAGAUAUUUGUACAUAUAAUGUUGCACCAGGUGAAGAUCGUACCGUUGACCGAAAACAAGAUGAAAAUAACCCAAAUGAUGAUGAUGAUGCUGCUAUCAUGAACAAAAAAUUAUUUGAGGAAGAUUGUUCAGAGGAUCCGGAUAAAGGAAGGUCAUGUUUGGGACAAUACGAUAAAAUUGAAACGAUACAGAGAAGAUCAACACAGCCCCAACGCGAGCACGAUGACACGCACAAAUCGAUAAAUAACACCAACGAUGAUGGUGACGACAGUGAUGGAUUUACAACGCCAACUUCUUCGGAUCACAAAAUCCCAUUGAUGACAACGUGCCCACCUGCACCCAAAAAAAGUACUAAAAGAAAAUUAUCAGCUUCACCAAGCAUACAUCCAACCCUCCACGUUGACUUUGAAUCCACUGUUGAUGAGGAGAAAGAUUUGGGAAUCAAUAAAGUAAGAAAACUUGAUCACCAAGAAUGAACUGCAUUUCCUAUAGCUACUAAAGGUGAGAACUAAUAUUCAUCCUAUACAGUAAUCCAUCAUUAGCUAAUUACACUUAUCUUUAUAUUCUAUGGACUUAUGUUACAUAAGAUGAUAGUGUAAAGAUUUUCUACACUAUUAGUGUAAUAAUUUAACAUGUAAUAGCAUAUAUUUUACCAAUUAACAUUUACAUGUAAUUGCUCUAUAAGUGAUUGUAUAAAAAAUUUACACUGUCAUCUCCUUUGUUGAUGAGAUCUAGGAGUACUCCAUAUCUUUUAAUUUCUGGAUUUUCCACUUUUGAAGAUUCUAGGUGAAUUGUGAUGCAUAUUAUUCCCAGAACUUGUGUAUUCUA